Molecule: messenger RNA, 4597 nt
Organism: Bicyclus anynana (squinting bush brown)
Lineage: Eukaryota; Metazoa; Arthropoda; Insecta; Lepidoptera; Nymphalidae
Exons: 5
Coding region: 273-1112 (279 amino acids)
Cellular component (GO): trans-Golgi network
Source: RefSeq, a predicted model, not a curated record
AUUUUUAAUGAAGAUUUGCCUUGUAUGAGAGAGAUAAAGGAUAAAUUUAUGAAUGAAAUUUGUGGUUAUAUGAUUUUAAAAUUAUGAAUGAAAUUCAAAUUUCUCAAAUGUGCUAAGCAGUUUCUAUGAAGUAAGCUGUCUGUAUCUUUUUAGCCGUUUGUGUCUCAGAGUCAGAAUCAGAAUUCAGAUGUAAAAUAAAGUAAAAUAAUAUUGACGAAUCUCUUUUUAUUGUGUCAUUAUUAUUAUUGUCAUUGUGCUAUUUUUAUUGAAAAAUGAACACGUUUGGCAAUAUGUGUAGUGUGUUUCUAAUAUAUUUUGCUGUAAUUAUAACAACAGUGUACACCGAAGACGUGUGCGUGAAGAAAGGGCCUUGUACAUGUGAAUUUCCCAAUGGCACCGGCAUUGACCUGACGCCAGUGGCAUCGAAAUCCAAAUUCUUCAGCACGCAGACGUAUAAAUUGGAGAACGAUGGCUCAAGAUUGGCUCUGAGCACUUUCUACUACCAUCCUUGUAGUGACAUGAAACUUCCUAUAAACACAAGCACAGCAGCUUUUACAACAUGUAAAGAUUCCUUGGCGUUAUGUUGGUAUCUCUCUUACAUGGAUUUGCUAAACACAACAAAGGAUACAUUCAAAAGAGAUGGUGGUAACUACCAAUAUUUGGGCACUUCAAAUUUUUCAAACUUCAGUCCAGAUGGGCAGUCAAUUGUGUAUCCCAAUGUACCAUCGUCCACAGUAGUAAUGCUAGUGUGUGCUACGACGGAAGACCAGUUACAAGUUUACUCACUUGCAGAGGAAUCGAAAAUUAUACUGGCUUUUUAUUCAAAAGAGGCAUGUCUGAAGAUAAUUGAAGAACCGGGCCGUUCUCUUGGAUCCACGUUGCUUAUAAUAUUCUUCUCCUUUGUUAUACUCUAUCUUGUCCUUGGAAUAUGUACGAAGAAAUUCCUGAUGGGUGCAACUGGCCUUGAAGUCAUACCUAAUUUGGCUUUCUGGUCUGAUUUGCCAAACCUUGUUAAGGAUGGCUGGGCGUUUGCGAUCAAUGGCUUCAAACUGCCUGCCAGAGGCGCCGGCCCCGCGACCUCACCUGACCCCAACAGCUACGACAGCAUAUAACAUCAGAGAGAGGACCCGCUCAGUGAAGGUCAGCUCGUUUUGAUUGAGUAACCUUAUAUUGGACUUUGUGAAUCGAAUCAAUUGUGAUACUCAUAUUUACCACCAUCUUUGAAUGAGUAUUCUCGAUAUGGACUUUGUGAAACUAAUCAUUAGUGAUAUACUCAUACUUACCACCAUCUUUGAUUGAGUAACCUCUAUAUGAACUUUGUGAAUCUUAUUGAUAGUGUUAUACUUGUAUUUACCAUCAUCUUUUAAUGAGUAUUCUCGAUAUGGACUUUGUGAAUCAACUAUAUAGUGAUAUACACAUGUCUCAUACACCAUCAUUUAUUGAGUAACGUUGAUAAAUCAUAUGCGAUAUACUCAUAUUUACCACCAUCUUUGUAUGAGUAUUCUCGAUAUGGACUUUGUGAAACUAAUCAAUAGUGCAUACUGCUAUACUCAUGUCUCAUACGUACAACCAUCUUUUAUUGAGUUAUGUUAUUAAAUCAUAAGUGAUAUACUCAUACUUACGACCGUACUUUGUUUGAUUAACCUUGAUAUGGACUUUGUGAAUUGAAGCAAAAGUUUUAUACUUGUAUUAAUCAUUAUUUUUGUAUAUUGAGUAACGUUGAUAUGGACUUUGUAAAUCUAAUCAAUAGUGAUAUAUUCAUACUUACCACAAUCUCUAAAUGAUUAACCUUAGUAACUUUGUAAAUCGAAUCUAAAGUUUUAUACUCGUAUUUACCAUCAUAUUUGUUUGAGUAAUCAAAAUCAAAUAAAUAGUGAUAUACUCACACUUACCACCAUCUUAGAUUGAGUCAAUAUGAACUUUGUGAAUCUUAUUAAUAGUGGUAUACUUGUAUUUAACACCAUCUUUAAUUGAGUAAUCUUGAUAUGAACUUAAAUCGUAUUAAUAGUGAUAGACUCAUAGUUACCACCAGCUUUGAAUGAGUAAUCUCGAUAUGGACUUUGAGAAUCUAAUCAAUAGUGUUUGACUCUUAUUUACUACCAUUUUUGAUUGAAUAACUUCGAUAUGAACUUUGUAAAUCUUAUUGAAAGUGUUAUGCUAGUAUUUACCACCAUCUUUGAAUAGUGGUAAAUACCUUUAUAGGAACUUAAAUCUUAAUAGGAACAUAAUCGAAUCAAUAGUGAUUGAUAUACUCAUAUUUACCACCAUCUUUAAUUGAGUAACCUAGUUAUGGACUUUGUGAAUCUUAUUAAUAGAAUUUUAUACUUGUAUUCAUCACCAUCUUUGAUUGAGUAACCUUAGAGAAAGAAGAAAGAAAUCUUUUUAUCAUGCUUUCUUGUAUUUACCACCAUAUUUAAUUGAGUAACCUUUAUUAUAUGGACUUUGUGAAUUGAAUCAACUUUGUGAAUUGUUAAACUUUCGUCACCAUUUAUUUCUUGUCUUCCAUACAAUGAUUGGUGUUCAACCGUAUUUUGCGAAGUUAAUUUAUACUAAACAGUAUGUUACAUUUCUAUAGCCUUUAUUUGAUUUUGGAGGUAUAUACAAAUAACAAUCUAUUCUGCAAAGUCCAUUUAAAAAAAAUUGUCUAUGCACCUUACCAAAGGACUUUCCAGAAUAGAUUCCAUAUGGAUAUUAUGAUUAUCAAAGUACUGUUAUUUUUUGGAACACCAGUGUGUUCGAAUUAAGCGACUAUCCAAUUGUUACUUGUCCACCAUUCUUCAUAUUAUUUUACCUAAAUAUUAAAAAAAAAAAAAUUGUGUGUGAGCUGCAUUAAAUUAUAUUGAACUACAUGUAAUCUUGUCAUAUUUAAAUAUAGAAAUAUAUCUUUUAUUUAUAACUUUUACAAAUAUCUACGUUUUAUAAAGACUUGUCCUUAUCAUACACAUCUGAUGUUAAAUCGAAUUUUUUUCUUUUAUUAUUUAUGGAAUCUUAUUUAAGUAGUUCGAGUAUAUUACGAUUAAUAGGUUAAUAAUAUAUUAUACUAGUAUCAACUAUCAUUAUUAUUAACGCGUAUUAUAAAUAUACCAUGUGUAGGUAAAUUCUCAUAAUAACUCGAAUCACUUAUUUUGUUGGAGUAAACUCAACUGAAUCUAAGUAAAAUUAAAAAAAAAUUUGAAUAAAACUUAAUGUUUAUGAACUGAUAUAAAGUCUAUGAUCUGUCUUGUAUUAAAAGUAAUCUUUUUGGCCUAUUAUAAUAUACAAUAUCUAAAUUUAAGAUUUUAUUAUAUUUUAAAUUCUAAAAUGAUAUUUUUUUAAUGGAAACAAAUAAAAGUAAUAUGUGUUCGUAUAUUUUUAAAAAUGUAAGUCACCUUAGUCUAGUGUGUUUCAUGUUUAAUAAAUGUAACUUAUUAAAUGAAAUAUUGGCUUAAUAAUUCUAACGUAGUUCAGAUUGUAUAAAUAUAUUUUAUAUAACAUAGUUUUAGACCUUGUCCAGAAAGGGCAAAUUCGCCACGAAUUUCGAGCGUAUUACAGCGCUUACGUUUUUCGCAUUUAUUUGCGUUUGCGUUUAUUGGUGUUUGCGUUUAUUUGCGUUUGCGUUUAUUGGCGUUUGUGUUUAUUUGCGCGUCACGUUGCAUGCAAAAGAAGCGUCCUAGUGACCGUGCAAUUUUAAGUUUAGUGGUAUAUAAGUGCACUUCCUGUAAAGUUUGCCCAUAGACUGGACACAAUAAGGAGUUUGUGUUGAUAUUUUUUUUUUGACGGCCUCCGUGGCGCAGUGGUAUGCGCGUUUGAUUUACGAGACGGAGGUCCUGGGUUCGAUCCCCGGCUGGGCAGAUUGAGAUUUUCUUAAUUUGUCCAGGUCUGGCUGGUGGGAGGCUUCGGCCGUGGCUAGUUACCACCCUACCGGCAAAGACGUACCGCCAAGCGACUUAGCGUUCCGGUAUGAUGCCGUGUAGAAACCGAAAGAGGUGUGGAUUUUCAUCCUCCUCCUAACAAGUUAGCCCGCUUCCAUCUUAGAUUGCAUCGUUACUUACCAUCAGGUGAGAUUGUAGUCAAGAGCUAACUUGUAAAGAAUAAAAAAAAAACCAUGCAAAUUAAUAUUAUUUAUUAUAAUAUCGCGGCAAAAUGUUCAUUUACACAAACAAACUUGUAUACAACUCUAAAAAAUGCAUUUCACUGACAUCCAAAUAAACUAUAUCUUAAAUGUACCUACUGGUGACAUUGUAUCUUCAGCAAUUUGCAUGUAUUCGCACGAAAUGUUUCAACAAAAUGCGCCCUUUCAGGACAAGGUUAGUAUAUUUGAUAUCCCAAAGUGUAUAUUUCAUAAUAUCAUAUUUUGUAAUCGUAGUUAACUGUUACAAAUUGCGAAACUGUACCGGUUGCCCAGUGAACCGAACCGAUAUAACUAAUAAGUAGAAUGAUUGUAUUUCAGCGAGGAUAUCCUGCAAAUAUAUGCUCAAAUUAAAAUUUUCUUUAUAUAUUUCCGUUGGAUUUCUACGAAACUUCAUUUUAGUUAAUUAUUCCAUAUCAUCAUAUCUAUUACUUUUUUUUUUUUUUUUUUUUUUUUUUUGAUAUCCAAAUGGUUUAUUAGCGGUGUGAA